Molecule: messenger RNA, 1093 nt
Organism: Papaver somniferum (opium poppy)
Lineage: Eukaryota; Viridiplantae; Streptophyta; Magnoliopsida; Ranunculales; Papaveraceae
Product: basic leucine zipper 23-like
Exons: 2
Coding region: 223-954 (243 amino acids)
Biological process (GO): DNA-templated transcription; regulation of transcription by RNA polymerase II
Molecular function (GO): DNA-binding transcription factor activity, RNA polymerase II-specific; RNA polymerase II cis-regulatory region sequence-specific DNA binding
Source: RefSeq, a predicted model, not a curated record
AAAAAACGAUUGCAUUUUAUCACGAUUCUUUACUAUCUGUAUAUGUUUUCCUUGUUGCAGAACUGUGAUAUAAGUAGAAACUCGAAGGUUGAUAACAUUGCUAAGCUGUAAAAACUUUUUGACUGGAAUCCUUGGGGGUUUUAUCUAGCUCAUUUUCGGAGUUUUGAGUUAGUUGAUUUAGUUAACACUGGUUUAGAGGUUUAAUUUGCUGCUUAUCAAUUCAUGGAUGCUGGAGAGUUAGAUUUCUUAAAGAAUAUGGAGCAUCAAUUAUUGAGCAGUUGUGCAAUGGAGAGUUUUUUCGAUGAUAUGCUUGAUGAUACCCAUAUACGUACUCGUACGAAUACUUCCAACCAAUCUGAACAAGAUAUGUCGCAAAAUCCCGAACUACCUCAUUCACCAAAUUAUAGCCAUUUCCUCAUGACUCAAAAGCCUCCCGCCGAAGAGAAAACUACUACUGAGGAUACAGAUGAAUCUGUUGACAAAAAAUUCAAAAAGCGGCCGCAUGGUAAUAGAGAAUCGGUUCGUAAGUAUCGCGAGAGAAAGAAAGCUCGGCAAGCUUCAAUAGAGGACGAGCUUAUCCGAUUGAGAAUUGUAAAUCAGCAGUUGUUAAAGAGGUUGCAAGGGCUAGUUGCUCUUGAGCAAGAGGUAGAAAGGUUUAAGUGUCUACUUGUGGAAAUUAGGGGAAGGAUUAAAGGAGAACUUGGAUCGUUUCCUUUUCAGAAACCCGCAAACGGUAUUGGUUUCAUUCCUCAAAAAAUGCCCCGGCCUACUACCUUAGUUGGAGCUCAGUGCGACAAUCAAUACCCUGGAUUGGACAACAAUUUAGGAUUUCAGGAGUUUAUAGAGUUUGGAAAACCAAAUGUGAAGUUAGCUACUAAUUUGAAUACUUCCACUGCAGCCAAGAAGCGAACAGGAAAGAGCUUAAACAAAUGUUUGAAUAUACAGCAAAGUUGAAAAGGUGUUUGAUCAUCCAAUUGGUUUACUGUCGAUGUUACUUCUUUGUUAUUUUCAUUGUAAUGUAGAUAAUGCAUCAAACUAAAGCUAUUUACGUUUCAGAAAACAUAAAUGUAUCAUCCUCUUUAAUCCGUUUGUU